AGUUAUUUUUUUCAAGGUUAAAAUUCUGCACAUUCUCAGCUUCUCCAGUGUCAGGAUGUGGCACUUUGCCCUUGUCACAUGUGAUAAUAAGCUGAAUAUAUUUGAUUUUUUGGACUGUUGGACGAGAUUAAACAACAAUUUUCAAGUUGUUUUCAGCUGCUGCACCCAAGAUCCUUAAAAACAGACAAUAAACUUGUAUUAUUAUUUGAUGCGGAACAUGUGAAUGGUUGGUUGGUUAUAAUGCACUUGUCGGUGUCAGCAUUCUCCCAGCAGACUGACCCGACUACCAGUGAUGUCUCUGAGCAUUCAAACUGUGCUUGAAGGUGAAUCCCUCUGUUGGUUAAUCAGGGAAAUUCCUUUGAAUUUUAUUGCCUCGUCUUUAGCUUUCAUUUUCUGUUUGGCAGUUCUUGAAUGUCUGAAAACCACAGUGCUGCUGUUUUUGUGAUUUGACGUCGUUACUAUAAGGGCUUCACUUCACCUUUCACAGACAUUGAUGGACCUGCUGAGCUUCUGGAAACCCAUUUUCUCUUUUCCCAGCAAAAGUUAAUUUUUUCUAGUGUUGUUCUUCUCGUUUGUUGACACAGCUGGUAAAGUAAAUAUGUAUGAGCAGAGUGCCGACGGGGGUUCGGCCAAUCUGUGACAAGGGGAGUGGGACCUCUGGAGGCUUGUUGAUGAGGUUUUUUUCUCCGAGAACAUUUAGGUUCUGAAGUUCCUGCUCUGGUUCUGAGUAAAGUCGUGAUGUGGUGCUGGAGCCCGUGGACCCAUGGACUGCUGGUCAGGACAGGCACUUGCUGGGAUGACAAGGACUAUUACUGGAAGGUCAGGAGAGCACACAGACAGAGCUCGACGCAGGAGAUCGGUGAGGAGGCUGAGGACGAUGCCAUCUUCACCAUCACGCUGAGGAAGGUGCAGCUUCACCAGUCAGCCAGUAAGGGGCAGCGAUGGCUGGGCGUGGAGACGGACUCGGCCCUUAGCCUCUAUGAGACCUGCAAGGUGCGGACCAUCAAGGCCGGCACACUGGAGAGGCUGGUGGAGUACAUGGUGUCGGCGUUCAGGGGCAAAGACUCCACCUACGUCACCAUCUUCCUCUGCACCUACCGCUCCUUUGCCACCACCAAGCAGGUGCUGGAUCUCCUGCUCAACAGGUAUGCCAGGCUCCAAAAUGUCCCUGCAGCCACAGCACACAGAUCCUCCCAGGACGACUGCACGGAGCUGAGAAACACUGUUUCAUCCAUCCUGGGUGCGUGGCUGGACCAGUACUCUGAGGACUUCUGGAGCCCUCCAAACUAUGACUGUCUGCACCAGCUUCUGUCCUACCUUCACCGCCACUUCCCCGGCUCGGACCUGGAGCGCCGUGCACGCAACCUGCUGGCGCAUUUCCACCGCCGACAGCAGUGUGAGCCUGAUCCUGAUGGGGAACACAUCGGCUGCCCUUUUGCAACACAGGAAGAGAGUGGCUUUGAGGACGAGCUUCCUGCUUUCAGUUUUCUGUCGUUUGACCCCAUCAUGGUGGCUGAGCAGUUCACACUCAUGGACGCAGAUUUGUUUAAGAAGGUGGUGCCCUACCACUGCCUGGGGGGGAUUUGGUCUCAGCGGGAUAAGAAGGGGAAGGAGCACCUUGCUCCCACCAUCAGGGCCACCGUGGCCCAGUUCAACUCUGUCACCAACUGUGUCAUCACCACCUGCCUGAGCAACCCGACGCUGAAGCCCAACCAGAGAGCCAGGCUGCUGGAGAGGUGGAUAGACGUGGCUCGGGAGUGUCGAAUCUUAAAGAACUUCUCCUCCUUGCGGGCCAUCCUCUCUGCCCUGCAGUGCAACGCCAUCCACCGCCUGAAGAGGACCUGGGAGGAAGUGUCACGAGAGAGUUUCCGCACUUUCCGCGAGCUGUCCGAGAUCUUCUCAGACGACAACAACUACUCCCUCAGCCGAGAGCUGCUGGUGAAGGAGGGCACCUCCAAAUUUGCCACUUUGGAAAUCAACCCGAAACGUGCUCAGAGGAGACAUCAGCAGCAGAGAGAUCUGGGAGUGAUGCAAGGGACGAUUCCCUAUCUGGGCACCUUCCUGACGGACCUGGUGAUGAUGGACACAGCUAUGAAGGAUUACACUGAGGGUGGUCUGAUCAACUUUGAGAAGAGAAGAAAGGAGUUUGAGGUGAUUGCUCAGAUCAAACUGCUCCAGCUGGCCUCCAACAACUACAGUUUCACUCAGGACAGCCACUUCAGAGAGUGGUUCUCAGGCGUGGAGAAACUCAGCGAAGCAGAGAGCUACAAUCUGUCCUGUGAGAUCGAGCCUCUGUCCGAGUCAGCCAGCAACACGCUCAGAGCCAAGAAGAACGGAGGAAUCAUGAAACGUUGGAGCGACCGGCAGUUGACGGAAGCCGGUUGCAGCAGCUCCGCAGGCUCUCAUUCCAAAUCCUUCGACCACUCGCACUACAGACCGUACCAAGGAGGCGGGGGCGACAGUGGCGACGCCCUCAGUGUCACCUCUGUCAGCUCCAGUGGCUCAGACCUGGAGGACGUGAAUGCCAGCUUCCUGUCCGAUUCUCCAGAGGGACAUGAGAGAAAGACAUCAACUCCUUCAGUGAAACUUACCGUCUCUGCUUUGGGGAGAGAAGCCCCAGCGUCGGAUACAACAUCAACGUUCUGGGAGUGUACGUCUCUGUCGUCUCUGGACACCUCGGGGACAGGCUCCAGCUCCGGUUCGGCCUCCGGCUCCAGCAGCGCCUCCUCCUCCUCCGUCUCCUGCUCCACCCCGCUGUCAGCCUCCCGCUCACACAAACGCUCGGUGUCCGCAGUGUCGAACUACUCGACUCUGUCGCUGCCGCUGUACAACCAACAGGUCGACGACUGCUGCAUCAUCAGGGUCAGCCUGGACGUGGAGAACGGCAACAUGUACAAGAGCAUCCUGGUGACGAGUCAAGACAAGACGCCAGCCGUCAUCAGGAAGGCCAUGAUCAAACACAACCUGGAGCGCGAGAAGACCGAGGACUACGAACUGAUGCAGAAAAUCUCUGAGGACAAAGAGCUUCGGAUCCCAGACAAUGCCAAUGUUUUUUAUGCCAUGAACUCCACUGCCAAUUAUGACUUUGUGCUGAAGAAGCGUGGCUUGGCCCGACCGGUGCGGGCCAAGAAUGUGGCCAGUUCGACGCUGCCUCGCAUGAAACAGAAGGGACUGAAAAUCGCUAAGGGGAUUUUCUGAGGAGAAACCCAUCACUUCCUGCUUCCCCUCCACCCCAUUAACCGUCUGUGGUUUCCUCUCCUCAGGAGAAACAUUUCUGUUCUGGUCUGUUGGGGCCAAACUUACCUGAAGUAUCUUGAGUUUUGGUUUGGACAAAGACUGAGGUGCCAGAGGAGAUGAGAUAAAUGACCAAGCAACCUUUCUGUAGACAAGCAGAAAGCAGAGGAGCACCUUAGCACUUACUAACCACUGUCAUGUCAUCAGGACCCUCCGAGGACGUUAAAAGGCUGAGUUUGGCACAGGAAACACUCAGAGGGAGGCUGUUUCCAUAAGGCAGACAACAAAGGGACGUGUUUGUGGGAACACACAGCUGUGUUGGUGUCUGGUCGAACUCUCUACCAGCCUCCGCUCGCUCUGAAGUUUCACGUAACUGGUUGUGUCGGCUUGCGGAAAAGCAGAUUAAUUUCAUUUCGUGGUCCAAUACUUUUUGUUUACAGCUGUUUACAUCUUAUCAUCGUUUAUCAGCGCUUAAACAUUUUUGUUCAUGAGAGGCUUUUUGCACCAAUUUUUGAAAACCCCAGACUCCCUCGGCAGCCUUUAUCCCUGCAUUUUACUCUUCAGGUUUCAUGCACGCCCUCUCCUGGCAUGGAGUGUACAUAAACGAACAAUACGAAGCCCCAGCAAGUGAACACAGAUGUGUGUGACAGCUGGGUGUUCGAAUGUGUUUCUAUUCUUUCAGGGAGCUUUUGUUGUGAGUGUACCACCGCCUUUACUGUCUCGCCCCGGGGCUCCUGAUCUCGACAGUAUUGCUGGGACUGCAGCACUGAACGUUUCGCUCUCCGCUCUCUGACGCUGGGACUCAUUUCAGCAUUUCAAUGCCAGCGAUGCUGACGUGGAGGGACCUGGGCUCUGUUAACUUCUGAAUGCUGCCAUACUACAAAAAACAAUAAGGUCAGCGAGUCUGAAAUGGAGACAUGGUGUCAAAAUCCACUGGGCACAGCCAUGAAUCACAUGCCAAUGUUUUCUUUCUAUUAGUUAAUGAAUUGUAACCACUACACCAUGAGGGAUGUGGCAGUCCUUUGAUCGCACUUGACUGGGACAGAAAACUGAGAGAAGAGCAAUAGAGCUGAAAACAAGAAGACCUGAGUGUAAAUAUACAAGUUGACACCGACUGUGCAGUAUAUUCUUUUGAAAUGGACCAUAAGAUUUUGUUAAAAGACUCAUCAUGAUAUCAACUCUUUCUUCUUUUUUUUUUUCAUUAUGCUUUGUACAUUUUUUUGCAUCUCUCUGCUCUGAUAAUGGUGCUGCUAAUUAUCCUCCUGAAGAGGUUGUGUGAGCUGCACUUUCUCUACUUCCUGACCGCCAGCCGCCAUGUUGGAAAACAACAGAAGCAUCUCUUCUUACCUCUACUGAGUGAGACCUUUUAAUGGGCCUCUGUGCCCCAGGGCGACGCCUCUUCCAACGUCCUGCGGGACAAUUUCUCGCGGUUUCUAAAAACUUUUUUUUGACUGUCCAACAUAUUAAUAAUAUAAUAGCUGACUUGAAAUUAUGUUACUGUUAACAGCUCUUCAGCAAAUGCUGGCCUACUGCUCUUACUGAGUAGUAUGUAUUCAUAUGUAUUGUUUUAUAGUAAUCCUCUUUGAGAUGAAAUACACCAUCUCUUUGUGUCUCCAAAAUAUUGUGGUAGAGACACUCUGGGAUACAAUAGGUAUUUGUGGAAGAAUAACUAACAAUAACUACAUAACUUUGUAAAAUAAGCAGCAAAAACAAGAUGUGCUGUCAAAUUUCAAAGUUUCUUUUUGAAAAAAGAAUAAUAUUCCAAAUUUUAUGCAGCAAGCUGAUAUUUUGGUUUAACCUUUUCCAGUGCACGGAAAGAAGGGAUGUACAGUGUGGUUUCUUCCAAUAUGGCGGAUCCUACUUCGUUUCCAUUAGUAACCACUUUCCAAAUGUGCCAUGACAGGCCUGUGUCACGCCCGAUGGGUCCUGCUGAUUUAUCCUGCAGGACGUCUUCUUGCGGUGUCGGCUGUGGUUUUACAUGCCAGUGAUGACAGCAGAGUCUUUCUUCUCUGGGCUCUCUUACAGAAAGUGUGGAAAAGAUGGAUUUUGAUUAUUUCCAGAGAUCGAAAACUUGUCAAAAUACCGAAAAGCUCCUUAAAUCGGGCUGUAAAACAUUGAAUCUGGAAUAUUCUGCCGAACUGCGCAUGGUGGAACUUCUCUGUGUUGUCCAUGAUUUGCUUUUUUUUUAUUUAAAGGAAAAAUCCAACCUAAAACAUAUUAUCACUGUUUUUAAAAAGCGGUUUUUGGGGAUGUACUUUUCAUUUCCGGGGUUCAUAUUUCUUUUAUCUCCAUGGUUGUGAAGUGGUGUCACAUCGUCAAGAUAUUUCUGAGGUUUAAAGGGCGUGGUUUCUCUCUGCACACACUGUUAGCUAAACCCCAACCCCCCUCAGUUCCUGUUACUGCACCUGUCAAACUUUGCCUUCUCACAAGGCACAUAUGCAGUGUACUAUAACGACAACUGUGAUAUUUUACUCUUUUUAGCUUCUCAAAAUGAUCACUAACCAAUAUGUCUGACAGACGUUACAAUCUCUGUUUCACCCCCAGGAAUCAGGACGAGGCCACUGAAGUUAGCUCAAACUCUGGUAGCAUCCAAGACCAGCUGUCAGACGCACUGGGAAAAUACUGCAACCCAUAACCCAGACUGUUAAGGAUGUGCUCCUUGGCACUGAAAGCAACACUUAGUUAUUACUGUAGGUUGUAAGCUAGUCAGUCAGACAUGCUAAAGUGUGCCACUUAAAAUGCAGAGUAUCACUGUCACCACAGCUUCUUACCCAUCAGUUCAACGUGUGGAGAAAUCCAAAGCUUGAACUGCCAUUAAGCUGAGGAAAGUGGGAGGGGUUUAGCAAACAGUCUGUUUGAUCAACAGCAAAACACAUAGACAUUCCUUCUCUGAGCCCUGUUGCAUAGCCUUCUGGGAAAUGUAGGAAGUUACUGAUUAAGGAAAGGUGGGUUCACCAAAAACACUUUAUGAUGGAAUAUCUGAGGUUGGAUUUUUCCUGAGUUGUUUAUAUCACUGCAACAAAACACUAGAAUGGCUUGGAUUGCACUGCGACCAUGUGUUGCCUUUUUUCGUUUUUAUUUUCACCUGCAUGAAGUUCAUAAUUCUCUCAGUGAUCAAAUGAAUGACACCCCCCCCAAAAAAAAAAAAAAACACUGCAGAAGCAAUAUGGUGACAAGCAGCAGGAGGCAUGUCGUCCAGCUUUUGUGGAUUUUGUUCGUGCCACUGUGGUGUGAAACCCUUCGCUGUUGAACACUGUGACCUUUGACCCUUUCACUCUGCCCUAUCUGCCUGUUGAUCGGCGCGUCAUGUCGACCACUGUGAACUAAACAAAACAACGUCUCGUUCUCCCUUGGCUUGAUCUUACAUGUGCCAAAAAUAACAAGGAAAGAGAGAAAAGGGUUUCUUUUAACAGAUGAAUCCUCUGCCUUUCACAGUGAAAAAAAAAAAAUCCACGUUUGUAUGUUUACUGUUAUUGCAUUUUUCUGGAAAACAAAAAAGGGUAAGAACACUAUGAUGUCUGGACCCAUUUCCCUGUGGAAAAUUAGACUUGACGCAACGAUGUUUGUCAGGAGCUGCAGGUGAAGCUGUUGUAGAAAUCUCACCUUCAUGGAUUUAUCGUUUUGUGUCUCAUGUUUUACUGUCUUCUUUAAUGUCUUUCAGAAUCAAACUGCUACCAAAUUUGCAAAUAUGAAUGUCUUUGGCAUCAAAACCUGCUAAUUUUAACCACGAACCAUUUUAUUCCAACCGAACUGUGUAUCUGAGGUGCCACUGAAAAAGAUGAUUGAAUUCUGCGAAGUAAACAAAGAAUGAUACCCACAACGGUCUUUAGGGACCAAACCAUUGUUGAUAAAGUGAGUACAAGUGGGUAACAGUGUCAUUAGGUUUUUAUCCUGCACACACCCCAUCAUGAAGACUCUGUGGUGUCUAAGAACUUUGUUAAUAUUGAUAAAUGAUUGAAUGUUACUGUAUAUGUUUCCUUCUUCCGGUGCUCAACAUUUUGAGAUAUUUCUUAUUACCUUUUGACACAAGUUUCAGGAAUUAAAACCACUUGAAAAUCACUUUAUCUGUGUUGAAACCGCAACAGACAAAACUCAUUUCAUUCUAAAUUAAAUAAAAAAGCUCAGUAAUUUCUUUGAACACAUGUUCACUUUUCCAAAUAUUCCUUGAAUGCAGCCUCAGUUUGGCAGAAACAAAAAUGUUCAUGUUAUCAGGACUUUAAUUAUA
Scatophagus argus is the source of this 7459-nucleotide messenger RNA. RefSeq names its product ral guanine nucleotide dissociation stimulator-like. Gene Ontology annotation, molecular function: guanyl-nucleotide exchange factor activity. Bases 739 to 3198 code for a protein of 819 amino acids. NCBI's taxonomy places the organism in Eukaryota, Metazoa, Chordata, Actinopteri, Scatophagidae. Gene Ontology annotation, cellular component: plasma membrane. The transcript is spliced from 18 exons. The record is from RefSeq and is a predicted model, not a curated record. Gene Ontology annotation, biological process: Ras protein signal transduction; positive regulation of GTPase activity.